This is a messenger RNA of Naegleria lovaniensis, 723 nucleotides long. RefSeq lists its product as uncharacterized. The transcript has 2 exons. Gene Ontology annotation, biological process: positive regulation of protein phosphorylation; signal transduction. The coding region runs from base 1 to 723 and encodes 240 amino acids. Lineage: Eukaryota; Heterolobosea; Eutetramitea; Acrasida; Naegleriidae. Gene Ontology annotation, cellular component: cytoplasm; nucleus. Gene Ontology annotation, molecular function: protein kinase activator activity. The record is from RefSeq and is a predicted model, not a curated record.
AUGAUAAUGACCAACUUGUUCAAAUUCAAACAGAGACAACGAUCCGUGUUCGUGCAGCCUUCUAUCAGCUCUUCUCCUGGUAGUCCUGUUUCUGGACAAUCUGGAUUCACUCACAGAAAAUCGGUUCACGUAUCGGGUCUAGCUACUAGCAUUGAAGAACUGGAAUUGUUGGUGAAAUUACCCAAAGAAACGCACAAGAAGGAUUGGAUCGCUCAACACGCGAUUGAAUUUCAUGAGAAUCUAUUUCUGUUAAUUGAUAGCAUGAAAUUAACUUCUGAUUGCACAGAGAUGGCAUGCCCGUGUAUGACUGGUGGUGAUUGUUAUGAAUAUAGAUGGGUGGACGAGGAGUCAACCAACCCACAAUAUCAUCAGCCAACAAGCGUGUCAGCUCCACUCUACAUCUCGUUAUUGUGUGAUUGGAUAGAAUCAAAAUUUGAUGAUCCAAAAGCAUUUCCUAUUGGAAACGAACGAGUGUAUCCCAAGAAAUUCAAAGAAGUUGUGAAGAAAAUAUUUUCAAGACUCUUCCGAGUCUUUGCUCACAUUUACCAUCGACAUGGACAGUAUAUCAACAACGUUGGAGUCUCUGCUCACCUCAACACAUUAUUCAAACAUUUUGUCUUGUUCACACGAGAAUUUGAUUUGAUGAAAAAAGAAGAAUAUACCCCCACCUACCAUGUACUUGUAAAACUCUUUGGAGAUGCAUAUGCUACCAAAUUCAAAUAA